Messenger RNA from Colletotrichum phormii, 1227 nucleotides. RefSeq lists its product as uncharacterized. The transcript has a single exon. Gene Ontology annotation, biological process: regulation of transcription by RNA polymerase II. NCBI's taxonomy places the organism in Eukaryota, Fungi, Ascomycota, Sordariomycetes, Glomerellales, Glomerellaceae. Bases 1 to 1227 code for a protein of 408 amino acids. Gene Ontology annotation, molecular function: DNA-binding transcription activator activity, RNA polymerase II-specific; zinc ion binding. The record is from RefSeq and is a predicted model, not a curated record.
AUGCCAAAGCACAGAAAGUCCCGCCUCGGAUGCAAAGAAUGUAAAGAACGAAAGGUCAAAUGCGAUGAAUCGCAGCCAAUCUGCAUCAGAUGCAAAACCUCGGGAAGGAACUGCUCUUACCAAGAGCUCGUUAGCAGCUUGCCAACGUCACCGGCUCGUACGCCUACACACCUAUCCACGCCCCAAGCUCCGAGUCCCCAAUCCUCGGUUUCCUCCAGCCGUCAUUUGCAACCGCCCUCAGCAGUACCGGAUUUGAAUGGCGUACGUACGUCAUUGAAUCUAUCAGACUUAUUUGAUGACUUCUUUUCGGAACGCUUCAGCUUGUUCCACUUCGACCUUCUCCUUUUCUUUAGAGGCCCUCUGACGGAUGUCCUCGUCGCUCUGCAGUCAGAAAUGGGCCCCAUCAUGCGUCUGACGUAUACUGAAGCAUUGAAAGCGCCAUACUUGAUGGACCAAGCACUAGCUUUCACGGCCGCCUACAAGAGCACAGUCGCUAACGACGAAAAUUCAAAGGCGCUUUACCUCACGCAGGCAAUGAGCCUCCAGACGAGAGCCAUAGGUCAUCUGGAUAUCGGGGGCCUGCAAGUUACCGAAGGCAACGUCAUGGCGCUGUUCUGCUUCACCUUACUGCUUGGUCAACAAACUCUCUUCGAAGCCUUCGCCGCCGCAACCUCCAUACCAACCGUGCUUGACAGACUUGUCCAAUGCCUCACACUGCACCAUGGAAUCCGGAGCAUUGUUGUGGAAUCCAUGGGCAAAUUCCAUUUCCUUAUGCAGGAGCUUCUCCCGCACAAUGCGGCAUAUUCUAUGGAGACCGGCACACAAGUCAUUCAUGGCACCGAGUGUGAUAGCUUGCUUCAACGACUGAAUGAAAAUGAAAUGAACGAACAAACAAGAGGUAUCUACAUAGAUGUUGUCAAGACCCUGCAGUAUCUUUUCGAUUUUGUGCGGUCUGAGGAGAGUCGCAGGCUCAUUGUCAUUCAGGAAUGGCCAGUUCGAGUGUCACUGGAGUACAUCAAACUGCUCCAACAACGACGCCCAGAAGCCCUGGUUUUGUUGUCUUACUAUGCCGUGCUAUUACACUGGACAAGAGACUACUGGGCCGUUGGUAGCUCUGGAGAAUUUCUCAUAAGGGCAACUUCAGAUCACCUUGGGACUUACUGGAAAGAAUGGCUCGAAUGGCCGAAUUCGAUGCUGAAGGAAGACGAGAUGAUGGAUACAGCAUAG